Kwoniella mangroviensis CBS 8507 is the source of this 2355-nucleotide messenger RNA. RefSeq lists its product as uncharacterized. Lineage: Eukaryota; Fungi; Basidiomycota; Tremellomycetes; Tremellales; Cryptococcaceae. The coding region runs from base 1 to 2355 and encodes 784 amino acids. The transcript is spliced from 3 exons. The record is from RefSeq and is a predicted model, not a curated record.
AUGGAUCCAAUGUAUCCUAGUCUUCUUCACUCCCUUUCCCCUCGGCCGAUGUACCCUUUAGGUCGAUCACUCAACCGUCCUCCUGAUCACCGCGGUCGAUUAAUUGACUCUUGGAGAGCGUCUUCCUCUAGUACCGACAAAAGGAAGAGUGUGUCUUGGGAUGAAGGAGUAGAGACCGUAGAAGAAGGGAUAAGAGUUUUUGUAGGGCAGAUGGAGGAUGAUACGCCUGUGAAGAAAAGGAAACUGCCCAUUGAUUCUUCGCCUCGGUCCUCACCUACUAGAAUUGCCAGGCAGAAUGGUCUUUCAGUGACUGUCGAAACUCUCGAGACUCUCGAGAUAGGUGGCACAAGCAUCAUGCCGCAAGUUUAUGGAAGCCAAAGUUACAGGGUCGAACGUUCACUUGAUCCCUGCUCUCUGCCCACACCUCGAACUAUCCCCCUUACCACCCAGUUGUCUUGUGAACCAACCGCCCAUACCGCUGCUCACACCGCUGCCCUAUUGCGCUUCUUCUCAGAAUCUGACAUCCAAACGGCUAUAUCGCUCCUUCCGUCAAUGCUAUCACCGGCAGAUAGGCAGUCAUUGGUCGAUCUGAAACAACACAUGUCGAGGAUGGACGGUGAGAGAUCGUAUCUUAGGACAAAGGUAACGUCUCUGGAGGACAAAGUCGAUUCGAAAUUCAAGGAGAUGAAAGACUUUGGAAUUAUUCAUGCGGGUGUAUCAAGCGAGCUCAAGAUUGUCAAGGAGAAAUACAGAAAACUCAAGGUCAUGUACGAGCAGAAGGAAGAGACGGUAUUGUCCCUGAACAAGUCAAUAGGAGAUAUGAAGGAUCGACAUGAGUCACGGAAGGAGGAAAUCGAAAGUAAACUUUUGGAAUUAGAAACCCAACAUGAAAAGGUACUUAGGGGGUUAAAUGAAAAGCACAAUUUGGAGAUAAAAAGGAAGCUGGAGGAGGUGGAUACUCGAUACACGAUGGACAUCGCCAUGCUCAAGUCGAGUCACAUGAUUGAUAUGAAAGAGUGGGAGAAUCAAGCUGAGAAUCUACUUGCGGAGAGGAACAUCGUCAGGAAAGAGCAGAAGAAGUUGUUAGAAAGGCAAGAAGCUUUGAUUCGAGAAGUAGAGAAACUGAGGAUGGACGAGAAUACCAAAUGGGAGGAAACCCAAAAGCUCGAACUAAAGCUUCUUGCCAAUCAAAGGGAGAUUACGAGCCUCAUUUGUCAGGUAGAGGAGCUAGGAUCAGUCGUGACAGUGAAAGAUGGAGAGGUGCACUGUCUGGAGAUCGAAAAGGAUGUUCUGGAGAAGUUGAUGAAGAAGAAACAAGAUGAGGUAGACAAACUCAAUAACAAUAUACACACGCUCAAAGGUCAUUUCGACAAUCAUCGACAAUUGAAUGACCAAUUGGCCAUCAGUCAUGAGUCGGUCCGCCAGGAGAAUGCCGCUCUUAAAGAAUGCAGAUCAACCCUUGAAGAUAGAAUUGUGAAGUUGGAAUCGGAGGCGAAACAAGAUCUGGAAAGGUCGACCACUACCCAGAGGGAGAUGAACGAACAAAUCCAUAUUGCUCAGAUCAAGAUCUCUUCCAUUGAAGAUGAAAAGAAGGCAUGGAUAGUACUCGCCGAGGAUCGUCAACGAGAUAAUAUAGAGUGGCAGAAGAAAGUGGACAGGCUUGAGAAACAACUUUCCGAAUCAGCCCCUACUGUAGCCAGAGGAUCAGUGAGGUCUGCGAAGGCAUCAGAACUGAUUAGGAAGGAAAAAUCGACUCUCGAGGAAGAACUGAAGGAACUUCAGAGUGAGCGAGUUUGGUUUUGGGAUGAACUCAACGGGUAUAAAGACAAAGAUGCUGCCGCAAAAGCGGAACUGUAUCAAAGUGAAGAUCGGAAUAGAAGACUUGAGAAGGAGCUAGGUGAGGCGAAGAUUUCAUGUGAUGAUCUUAAAGGUAGUCUUGAGCUUGCGGAGUUGAAGGCGCAAGAGGCUGAAGCUCAACUCGAACAACUAUCGGCAAAGGAUAUCACUUCAGAUAACACCAUUUCUUUGCUUCAAGAUCAGAUGGCAUCGUUACAGGCAAACGUGAAAAAACUUGAGAGAUGUAAGGUCGCUGUAGAGAAGGAAGAGAAAGAGAGGGAGUCGGGACUAGGCUCUAAACGACUAUUGACGGUUCAAUCACCUUCAACCCAUCUAUUCGAAAAGCGAAUGGCGAAUUCCGAGCAGAGAGUAACCAAUCUCCAGCUUCAGGUCGCGGGGAAAGAUGCAGAGAUCGAAAAGCUGAAGGAUCUGAAAAGGAGCUUGGAACGUAGAUGUAACUCUCUGGAUCAGUCGAACAAAGAUAGGGAUAGGAACAAAGAUAGGGAUAGGAGGUUGUAA